Fusarium mangiferae is the source of this 1797-nucleotide messenger RNA. RefSeq lists its product as uncharacterized. Gene Ontology annotation, molecular function: flavin adenine dinucleotide binding; oxidoreductase activity, acting on CH-OH group of donors. NCBI's taxonomy places the organism in Eukaryota, Fungi, Ascomycota, Sordariomycetes, Hypocreales, Nectriaceae. The record is from RefSeq and is a predicted model, not a curated record. Bases 1 to 1797 code for a protein of 598 amino acids. Gene Ontology annotation, biological process: secondary metabolite biosynthetic process. The transcript is spliced from 2 exons.
AUGCUUGUCAAGUUGCCUUUAUGGUUUAGCCUUGCUGCAGCUGCAGUAGCGGCUCCGUCAAAGGACACCUACGAUUAUAUCGUCGUCGGAGGUGGCACAGCUGGUGUCGCAGUCGCAGCUCGUCUCAGCGAAGGCCUCCCAUACGCCAACAUUCUCCUCAUCGAAGCCGGUCCCGCUGUGGACGAUGAACCCAAGAUCAACAUCCCCGGUAUGAAGGGCUCGACCCUCGGCACCAAGUAUGACUGGAACUUUACGACUGUUCCUCAAGCGGGUGCGAAUAACAGAGUCUGGCCGAUCAAUCGGGGUAAGGUCCUGGGAGGGAGCUCGGCUCUCAAUCUCAUGACCUACGAUCGUGCUGCAGUCGCUGAGUACGAUGCUUGGGAAGCCCUCGGUAACCCGGGUUGGAAUUGGAAGACGAUGAUCAAGGCGAUGAUGAAGUCUGAGACAUUUACUGGCAAGAACACUGCGACUUACGGUUCAAAGGGCGUUGGCGACAGCGGCCCCGUCAAGGCUGUCAUCAAUCGCAUCAUCCCCAAGCAUCAAGAGUCUUGGAUCCCGACUCUAAACAAACUUGGAGUUCGCAAGAAUCUUGAGUCGCUGGGUGGCAAUCCUCUUGGUGUUAUGUACCAGCCCAGCAGUAUUGAUCCCUCAAACUACAACCGCUCUUACAGCGCCAACGCCUACACGGAAGUCUCGGGUUCAAACCUUGAGAUUCUUGCCGACACCAUCGUCACCAAGAUCAACGUCUCUGGGCCCGCUGCGAAGAAGAAAGCCAUCGCUACUGGCGUGACUCUCCAGGACGGCACCUACGUUAAGGCCCGUCGCGAAGUCAUUCUCUCUGCUGGCUCCAUCCAGAGCCCUGGUCUCCUCGAGCAGUCUGGCAUCGGAAGUAAAUCCGUUCUUUCCGCCGCUGGUAUCAAGCAGAUCGUCGAUCUUCCCGGAGUCGGCGAGAAUCUUCAAGAUCAUCUUCGCGUGAUGACUUCAUAUCAGCUCAAGCCCGAGUUCCUCUCCUUCGACGCCCUUCGAAGCAACGCUACCUUUGCCGCUGAGCAGCUUGCUCUCUGGAACGCUGGCAAGCGCUCUCUGUACGAUUACACCGGCAGUGCAUACACUUUCUCAACAUGGAAGCAAGCCCUUGGCAACGAUGCAAAGCUGGUGUCGCUUGCUAAGGAUGCUGCUGGUAAGGAUGCUAGCAAGGUUGACAAGAAAAAGUUGGACUUCCUCAAAGAUUCCUCUGUUCCUCAAGUCGAGGUCAUUUUCUCUGACGGUUACACUGGGGUAAAGGGUUAUCCCGCCGCCACGUCUCCCCUCUUCGGCAAGGGCUUCGUCACGCUCAUCGGUGUAGUCAUGCAUCCUCUCAGCCGAGGCAGCGUUCACAUCAACCCCUCCGACCCAGCUGGCAAACCCACCAUCAACCCCAACUACCUCAGCAACUCUCACGAUAUCGAAGCUGUCUUCCAAACAGUCAAGUACAACCGAAAGAUUGCAAACACGGAGCCCAUGCGCUCAAUCUGGGAGGAUGAGUAUGAGCCUGGUCUGGAUGUCAAGACUGAUGAGCAGAUCAGGGAUUAUGUUUUGAGAACGACGCUGAGCAUUUUCCAUCCAAGCGGCACUUGCGCUAUACUCCCAAAGGCAGAUGGUGGUGUUGUUGACGCCAAGCUUAAGGUCUAUGGUACUGAGAAUCUUCGUGUUGUUGAUGCUAGUGUUAUUCCUCUGCUGAUCUCGGCGCAUAUUCAGACCGCGGUUUACGGCAUCGCUGAGAUUGCUGCCGAACUCAUCAUCAAGGAUGCAAAAUGA